Rosa chinensis is the source of this 1070-nucleotide messenger RNA. RefSeq lists its product as uncharacterized. The transcript is spliced from 2 exons. Bases 63 to 746 code for a protein of 227 amino acids. The record is from RefSeq and is a predicted model, not a curated record. Gene Ontology annotation, cellular component: NSL complex. NCBI's taxonomy places the organism in Eukaryota, Viridiplantae, Streptophyta, Magnoliopsida, Rosales, Rosaceae.
AUAAAACAUAGAUACUCUGACUGAAGAUUUCGCUCGCUCAUUCACACCGCUACCAACUUACCAUGACUGGUGGCGCCUCCUCUGCUUCCAGACCCCCACCGGAGGAUCACCCCAUCACCGCCGCCGAAAUCCCUUCCACCUCCGCCGCCGUCUCUCCCGUACAAUCCAUGGUCCCGCGCCAAGAGGUCCUCCGCCGCCGUUCUCAGAACCUGAAGCAACUGACCAAAUGCUACAGAGACCACUACUGGGCCUUGAUGGAGGACCUCAAGAUCCACUACAGGGACUACUACUGGAACUACGGUGUCAGCCCCCUCCAGUUUAAACCGCUGCAAGACAAUGCCGAUGACGGAAAUAUCAACCGCCGCUGCGCUUCCGUCGGCUGUAAAUUGACCGCCAUGGCCUUGACGAGCUUUUGUCAUCUCCAUAUUCUCUCGGAUUCCAAGCAGAGGCUCUAUAAGGCUUGCGAUUAUGUUAUCAAGAGUGCUCAGGCAGGACCUAUAACAUGCGGGAAGCCAAUAUUAAGAUCCACUACUCCUUCUCUUUGUGCUGUCCACUUCCAAAAGGCUCAGAAGCAUGUUACCAGGGCCUUGCGGAAGGCAGGUCUUAAUGUUUCCUCAUCAAGUAAGCUUGCUCCUAAGUUCCAUGUAAUACUGGCAGAAUAUGUACACCAAAUUCAAUCCAUGCGAAAAGCUGCACGAAAGGAAAAUAGAAGUAAAGUUGCUAUUAAGGAAGAAGCUGUCGACUGAGCUCCCCAUCUGCAUCCAUGAACUGCUAAUUGUGUAAAUGAUGCAAAACUAGAGGUGCGAUUCUCUCGCUUUCUCUCUCUUGCGGAUCUUUGGAGCGUCAGGUUUUGGUGAUGUGAUGUACAUUAUAGCUUUGGGUUGUCCCAUGGCAUUUAUGGGAUAGUAUGAGCACGACAGUUGUUCCUUUUAAUGUAGUCAAGUUCUAAGAGCUUGUUCAACCACAUAGACCAAGGACCUUUUAUAUUAAUUGUAUUUUGUUUCAUAUGUAAUGAAUUGACUAUGAUAUUGUUUUAAUUAUUUCUUGAUGAGAUUUAUUUUGUGUACAAA